UACGUGUCGAUCUAUAAGGAGAAGCACUGAAAGAUUGAAACGUCUCGAUAGAACUGGUGUUGCCUUCAGUAAUAGCUCGGAUUUUUAGAAAUCAACGUGGCUGCUUCCUUACACUAUAUCCGAACAUAUGUUGUUGUUCAUUUUAUUAUAUCUUCACAAUUAAUAUAAAACUCGAGGCGUUAAUUGUGUGUGUGAAAUAUGUAUAUAAAAUAUCCGGAAACAUAACCAGGGUUUGUGGAAAUUUCAGAUUUUCCACGGUUGUUUGAAGGCACCACAGCCUGACUCCUUUCCCCUGUUUUCUUGUGACGCUGCAGGCAGACGGAGCAAAGACUGCGAACUCCUCGAGAACAUCUCCAUUUUAGUGCAUAUACGUGUGUUUCAAGGGAGUUUAACAACCAAACAAUGCGCCUCGCUACCUUCGACAUGACUUAAAAGCCCUCUUGAAAUGGAAAGUAACUCCGUAGAAGAUGAGUGCGUGGAUUCGGGAGCAGAAACUGCAGGACAUUAGUCACAAAAUGGACCUUAUGACUGUCAUUGCUGGAACCUGUCCACCAGAGAGCGCUACGUAUGCCCAUUCAAAGCAUGCAACGACUGCGCUGCUUCGCCCAUCCAUCCAUUUUCAGAGACGCUUAUCCUCAGAAGGGUCGCAGGAUCGAGGUUACACCCUGAACUGGUUGGGCGCCAAUUUGCAGGUCUGACUACAGUACCUUGUCAUCUACUAGCGGCGACAUGUUGAUGCACGACCUCCAGCGGGACCCCUUCCUGGUGAGCGUGCACUUGAUCGCAGACCCGGGGGAGGGCAACGUCCUUCAGCGGGCGGCUGACGGCGUGCUGACGUGGCUCCACCCUGAGCUACAGCUUUUCAGAGUUUCGGAGCGCGCCGCCACCUCCUCCGCGUGCCCCCGACCCAAGCAGGAUCAUUUGCACCAGGGGGGAGCCUCCCAACCGGCAUUGGCUGUAAUUUUAUUCCUCUUGGAAGGCGACGUGGGCAGCAAGGAGUUGGGGUGCCCCCCUUGGCAGUACCAUCAUAGCGAGAAGGUGAGCCGAGGGCGCCAGUCGGGGGCGGCAUCCACGCAGGAUUUUUUCACACUGGGGGCCAGCACCCCGCUUUGGGCCCUGAGGAGGGUGCGGUGUGGUAAAGGGACGCUGCGUUUGACGCUGUACUGUUGCUAUGACAACUAUGCCCACACAGUGCGCUUGUACAAGCGUCUGCUGGGCCGCCGGCUGGCCCACAAGACGCCAGACUUCUGCUUUCUGGUGGUGUAUGCUAACCCUCUCCUGGAGGUCCAGAUGGCUUUCAGGAGGCUGCCCCGAGGGAGGCACCCGGCCCUGCUGGAUUCAGCCUUGCUUGAAGUGAGGGUGCAAGAUGUGGGUGCCCUGGUGCCACUCCUGCCAAAUGCAUGCAGGCCCAUUAGUGACAUGAGGUGGCAGACGCAAGACUACGACGGGAAUAAAAUACUACUGCAGGUGCAAGGUGCUCACGGGGGUCGUCACCAUCGGGCAGCCUCGCGCCCCAGGGUCCCACAUCAUCAGGCAUCACUGUGCUCGCUCCCUUUAUGCGGCAACGAGGAUUUCUAUCCUGAGUGGUGGUGUCACCCUUCAGAGGGCCAGGGCUGUUGGGGAAAAGGCGGACGCUCGGACUCACUUUACUCGCUGCCCAACCUUAGCUCAUCACCAGUACCUCCAGCCAGCCCCCCUCACAGGGAACGUCGCUGCCACUCCCUGCAGCGGAGCGCUUCCCUUGUUCCGCCUUUCCGCCUCAACGUGGACACCCUGGUGGGCGCAGAGGAGACAGACGUGGACACUGGGACCACAGUCAGAGCAGGCGGCGUGGACCUUAGUGUGAUGUCGGCGUACGUCCACCAAUCCGGCCCACCAGCGUCCCUCUCGCAGCAUUUUGAUAUGGAAAAUGUGAAAGCCCUCACGCAGCGGACACAGGACUCCACGGGACCCCUUAAUGGGGGAGAACAUGAAGCGCUUGAAGAAAGCUGUGCAGAGGAAGACCUCGAGGAAUUCUACAUUUGAAGUGUAGCGCUACAAUGCCCCUCGCCUGGUGUGGAUUAUUUGGAGUUGUCUGUUUCUCUUAUGCAAGUUCGUGGUUAUUAGGCACAAUUCCAAUGGCUCACACUGGGGGAAAAAAAUGGUUCGGUUACAUGAUUCAAAUGUUAGAAAUUAAUGCAGAUUUCCUCUAUUGUUUUUGUAAUAAUCUGACAAUUUUUUAAACAUUUAAUCCUGUGCGACUGAUGUACAUGUCAAGAUAAACUCCCCCCACCCAGUGUACCUGUAGCAUGAGUAUGCCCUUAAUCUAAGUGGUGCUCCGAAAUAUAAAUUCAGAUUUAAUGGACAGUAUAAAUUAAUGUGCAAAUAAAGCAGAAUGUUCUCCUCUUCAACAAUG
Messenger RNA from Syngnathoides biaculeatus (alligator pipefish), 2395 nucleotides. RefSeq names its product protein FAM124A. The record is from RefSeq and is a predicted model, not a curated record. NCBI's taxonomy places the organism in Eukaryota, Metazoa, Chordata, Actinopteri, Syngnathiformes, Syngnathidae. The coding region runs from base 730 to 2025 and encodes 431 amino acids. The transcript is spliced from 6 exons.